UCCUUGAACGAAAGUCCCUAUUUACAUCCUAUCUUUAGCAAGGACAUCAGCCAUUUAGUCACCAGCCAUCUCACGGCGUCCACAAUGCCUGAAACUUUCCACUCAUUUGGCCGUCUCCCACCGGAGCUGAGGGAUAAGAUUUGGAAGCUUGCAAUUAGGCCUGGUGGCCCUGCUCGACGGGGUGCACACAUAUUCAGCAUUUAUGACGGAAGCGGAGACGACGUUGACAAGGCCGUCGUAGUAGCUGCCAGUUGCUUCAAGUUUCAUCACAAUUUUUCAACGUACCUUAUUGAUGGGGGCCUUUGGAACGCCUGUAAAGAGUCUCGACUUCUCAUCGAACGCGUUUUCGAUAGCAAAAAAUGGGAUGCAGUCCGGGAUAGACGUCUGCGGUCUCAUACUGGGAACCCAGUCCAGGUAAAGGGCGAGCAUCUAAUGCCGGCAACGGGCUAUUUUCGGGGUGACGACUCAACUGAUCGCUACUUCACCGUUGUACCAUACCGAGAUCUCUUUUGCCUCCAACCAGAAAUACUUGAUUACUUUAAUUGUGAAGAUAUCAGCAAACCGGAUGGCGUCGCUCUUGGAUCUACACGAUGGGGUUUCCAUGGCCUACAAAAUAUCGCCUUGGAGUAUGAUCCAGCAUGGGGAAUUACGGUAGAGAAAGCUGAUUUGGGAAUGAGACAUCGGUUGUCAAUUGUCGAGUCAAUCAUCCAACCCUUAUUCAAUGCAAAGGGCUUGUCAUAUGUCUGGUUAAUCGACUACAGGAUCAAGCGAAGACACUAUGUGCCAACCAAGGAAGAGACUACGGAACGGGAUCCCAUAAUCUUCUAUGGUAGCGAUCGUCGCUUUGUGGAAGUACUUGGAAACAAGUGGGAGACAGCCUUUGAAGACAAGGCCGAAAUUGACAGCAGCUGCGAUAAUUUCAUCCGUAUUAUGGAAGAGGCUAUAGAACAUCAGCUAGAUGUUAUAGAAGCCCGGCUGAUGUCGCAUGAGAGUUCAGCCGAUUGGAAUCGGGUCUCGCGCUUCUUGAAAAUACCCCAUCUUCGCGUCCUCGCUUGCGAGUACAUUUGAGCUGAAGGAGUGGGGCUUGAAUCCAAUAUACGUAUCAGUUUACAACUUAUCCCCCCUUGAGCUUGUGACUCUAUUAUGGAAUUAAACCUAGUUAAUUAAGAAAACUUUCCUUACUUGCUUACAUAAC
Messenger RNA from Daldinia loculata, 1195 nucleotides. RefSeq lists its product as uncharacterized. The transcript is spliced from 2 exons. NCBI's taxonomy places the organism in Eukaryota, Fungi, Ascomycota, Sordariomycetes, Xylariales, Hypoxylaceae. The record is from RefSeq and is a predicted model, not a curated record. Bases 85 to 1068 code for a protein of 327 amino acids.